Molecule: messenger RNA, 1053 nt
Organism: Mollisia scopiformis
Lineage: Eukaryota; Fungi; Ascomycota; Leotiomycetes; Helotiales; Mollisiaceae
Exons: 2
Coding region: 1-1053 (350 amino acids)
Source: RefSeq, a predicted model, not a curated record
AUGCAACGCCGGCAUCCCAAAGAUCAGAGAGCGUCAGCACCUCCAAAUGACCGGACUCCGCGGCGGAAUUGGACUCCACGAAAACAGAGGAAUUUGGCCGCAGAUUGGUGGAGAUCAAGUAGUGAUGGUCCGGCGAUUGGCGAUGCUUCACAGAGCCCGCCAAACCGUAAGGAGUCCGAGCAGUCGAAUUCAACACAGCGCGGAGAUUCGAUGGCCAAUUCGAAACCUCUUCCUAACCCGCCUCGACUUGGUGAGACCUCGAAUGGGUCUCCUCCUCAUAACGAAUCCGAGAGUAUAGACCUAACGCAAGGAUCAUCCGCUCAAGCACCAAACACUCUGGAGCUCGGCUGUAUGUACUGGUUGAAGCAUCAAGGAGACGAUGGAUGUUUCUUUACCGGUUACGAACGAAGGGUCAACACAGAUAGAAAGGCGAUUUUGGAUGAUAGAGUCUGUGGACAUGUUGUGAUGCUCUUGAGCUCAUUUCUGGCCAAGGACAAAACAUUCUACACUGCGGCCCUUCUUACCACCUUCAAGCGAAUGUCUUAUGCCAACUGGAACACUGCGCGGUCGAUCAGCGAGAACAUAAAUCUGCGAAAGUCCAUUCCUUUGGCCAGCCAUUCGCCAUGCCUCUCAGAUAGCUCAAAUAUUCCAGCCACACCGGUCAUUCACCUAGGGCCCCGUAAUACCCACGAUACCACUCUUCAUUUGCUCCGUGGCAGUCUCGAUAGAGAUUGUUACGCUCGUAUUGAUAGGAUACUCGAGCUACCUGGAGAAAGUCUUCGAUUGUAUUGCUACGAAGGGGGCAUCCUACCACCACAACCUCCCAAGCUCUGUUUCAAGAGUUAUGCACACUUGAUGGGUCGCCUCCAUAUGAAAGGUGACAUGGAAGAGCUUUACUUUGCUGGGAAUGCUCCAUACGAUCAACAAUGCGAGGAUAGCGUCCACGUUGAAAGCUCCAACACAGCAGCGGCUGUCAACCAAGAUGCCAAUGACAGGGGCACAGAUUCGGAUCAGGCACGCCCUUCGGAGACAACCCCCACUACAGCACUCUGA